This is a messenger RNA of Monomorium pharaonis (pharaoh ant), 3218 nucleotides long. It is a transcript of the gene fu, whose product is annotated as serine/threonine-protein kinase fused. The transcript is spliced from 8 exons. Gene Ontology annotation, biological process: protein phosphorylation. Bases 598 to 2964 code for a protein of 788 amino acids. Gene Ontology annotation, cellular component: cytoplasm. NCBI's taxonomy places the organism in Eukaryota, Metazoa, Arthropoda, Insecta, Hymenoptera, Formicidae. The record is from RefSeq and is a predicted model, not a curated record. Gene Ontology annotation, molecular function: protein kinase activity; ATP binding.
UAAUUAUAAAAACUUUUUUUUUUCUAAAAAUAUAAUUUUUUUAAUGCGCACACUUCAAAAAGUGUAGUUCAAGACACUGCAGAUGGUCGAGGAGUAAGGUGAAUUAGAUAGACAAUAAAAUUGACUGAAUUGAUUAUUCGUCUUUGUCUAUCUUACGCACACCUUUAGCACACCUUUAGUACAGAAGAGAACCACAAAAUCGUGAGCAUUACCUAUGGAAUUUAUUGGCAUUGGCUACGUAGUUCAAUGGCCACCUUAUAUAUAUAUAGGGAUACUCCAUAAUCAACCGAAACAGCUGAAUAGUGGUCAUGCAUGGUCGCUCUCUCAGUCUACUUUCUGUGUACAGUUGUACUAAAAUGGCGUUAGUACACACAGAAUUUCUUUAAGCAGUGUUACAUUUGCGGUUCCGCAGAUAAUUAUUUCUUUUUUUUUGUUCUCGUGUUAUUUACAUAUAUGUGUAAUUGACGUUCAUAUUUGAUUAUCUAUAUUUAAUGCAUAUAAUCUCAAUCGUAUCGUGAAGUAUCCGUUUUGUCCCGUGGGCAUAACAUACCAAUAAAAAGCGCGUUUUUGACAUUUUUUGACAUCUUUGUUAACAAAAUGAAGAAAUCUCAAAACCUUAAAAUGAAAAAAUAUGAGAUCCUGAAGCAUAUCGGCGAAGGUUCUUUUGGACAAGUGUAUAAAGCAAGAAAGCGUUCAGAUGGUGAAAUUGUGGCCUUCAAGAUGAUAAGAAAGUGUGGCAGAUCGUACAAAGAGCUCAAGAGUUUGCGUCAAGAAUGUGAGAUUCAACGUUAUCUGCGGCAUCCAAAUAUCAUACAGAUGAUAGAUUCGUUUGAAACAGAAAAUGAAAUCAUAGUUGUAACAGAAUAUGCAGAUAAGGAAUUAUAUGAUAUACUAGCCAAGGAGGGUAGAUUGUCCGAGGAAAGGGCACAAGUAAUUGCUUGUGAUUUGGUAUCUGCACUCUAUUAUUUACAUUCAAAUCGUGUGAUGCACAGAGAUCUUAAACCACAAAAUGUUCUUUUGGAAGCAAAUGGUAUAGCUAAAUUAUGUGACUUUGGAUUUGCUCGUAGUAUGAGCACUGGUACUCAUGUUCUAACAUCAAUUAAGGGUACACCAUUGUACAUGGCACCUGAACUUAUUGAGGAGUGUCCUUAUGACCAUAAUGCUGAUUUAUGGUCUUUAGGUUGUAUUAUUUAUGAAUUAGUGGUGGGUGCUCCACCAUUUCAAACUAACUCAAUAUUACACUUGGUUAAAUUAAUCAGAUUUGAAGCAAUAAAGUGGCCCGAUUUUAUCUCUCCAACUUGCAAGAGUUUCUUGCAGGGUUUACUUCAGAAAGAUCCUUCACAACGAUUAACUUGGCCAGCUCUUCUUGAACAUCCAUUUGUCAAAGAUCGAAUUAUAACUGAAAUAGGUGGCACCGUACCUACUUCAUUUACAAAUCCGCUAUCUGCAAGCCAAGCGAGAGCAAAGCAGCAACAAUUACAAAAUAUAGCAAUGCGUACUGCAAAUCAAUCAAAGGUUGUGGAGAAAGCAAUAAAAAAAUUACAAGAACAAGAGAGAAGACAUUAUGAAUAUCAAAAACGAACAUGUAUUUCUCAACCAGGUUAUUUGAUGUCACCUGCUUAUUGUCACCAUAUGAUAAACCACUGUCAAGUGUUACGUCGCAGCGAACCAAGUGGCACUGAUUCCAGCGCUAGUAUUGAUGUACUCUUAGGAAAUCUCAGCCUCAGAGCAUCUUUGAGAAGCGAUCUUUUAGCUGCAGAUCACGCUUUAUGUCAGAAUGAUUGUCCGCAUAGCGCAAACGUGCAGCACAGUUUCCCAAUUCUAGACGAUCACUCGAAGCCUGUUCAAACACAAACGGAUGACAGCCAUUCCGUACGACAGUUGAAUAAGGAAAUGUAUCACGCUAAUGCCCAAGGUGAUGGAAUCAAUGUAGGUCAACAAAUAGAAAAAUCUUUACACGUAGAUCAAAUUAUGCAUGGCGAUGGUGAUGGCAAACAAAGUUGCUUGAGCAUUGAUUACGAACAGGAAUUCGGUGAGAAGAACUUGAUUAAAAAACAGACUAGAUUGCCAGAUUGGGAUCCGAGGGCGGUUGAAAGACCUAUUGAAAACGAAGAAUGGAUUGCGUUUUUACAGAGAUCAAUGGAAGAAAUUAUGGAAGGUGAAAUUGACUCAUUACUACAACAAAAUUGUGUUUCGGUGUUUGUUUCUCCUUUAAGAAAUCCGGCAGCCGGUUGUCGCGUUGUCGAAUAUGUAACUUGUUUAUUAUCUCUGCCGUUUACCGUGUCAAUUAGCAAAGAGAAUCUAAAAAAAAUCGAACAAGUUUAUUUAGACGUGAGAGUAGUACCAAAUCUCGUUUACGCUAUAAAACUAUUGAUGUUGCAACGUUCCGAUAAUGAAUUAAAUGCGAUAAAUACAAUGAAUACGGGGACGAGAUCAGCAUCUUCUUUAUCUGCUGACGAACUUCAAGCACUCGAAUGCGCCAUGUUAGUUCUUUGUAGAUUGGUUUAUAUUGAGAAUCAAUUUCUCGUGCAAUUUUGCGACGCUAUUUACAUCGUGAAUGGAAUGCCACUUCUACAGCAACUGCUAGCUUUAGAAAAAAGAAAGGCAAGAGUCGUUGCAGAUCUCAUUGCUAUUUUAAAUAACGUCCUACGAUCACAACCUGAGAAUGCUGAACUUGUGGAACAAGUUGUGUUACGUACAAAAACUGCAGGAGCUUCAGUGGAGCAGCUCAAUAAACUUCUCAGUCACCGACAAACUAUCUUACGAGCAAGGACAUGUAUUAUGAUUAGAUUGUUAGGAAGAUUUUGCUGCAGAGCAUUACAACAGGUCUGGAAUAAGUCAUUAAGAGAUCUCGUGGAAGGUUUAAUUGAGGAUGAAGAUGAAUAUGUUCGACAAGUAAGUUUUUUAAUCAUUAUUACAUUACAUGUUUAUGGGAUUUUGUACAAUAUUAUUUUAGGCGGCUGAGGAUGCUGUAAAUGAAUUGAAACAAUUAACUUAUUACAAUUAGAAAAAUUUGUGCCUUAAGAAAUAAGCAGAUUGUUAGGGGCCAGUUUUUAAUACCAUUGUUGCUCAAAAAGUUUAAUAUAAUCUUUUAAGAUUAAAUACUUUAUUUUUUAACAGACUGAUUAUGAAUUACAGUUAAGAAAUGAAAUAUUUGUGAUAUUUUUAUAAAUUUACUUAUAAAAUAAUAAAUGUAUUUUAAUCUAAAAAUGUGAAAA